GGGGAGCGGGGGAACCAGCUGUACUCUCUCUCGGUCUCUCUCUCUCUCUCGGCAGUUGUGACGUCUGGGCUAGAAAUCUUUCAAAACCCUCCAAGAGCCAGGCAAGGCGCUUGCUCCCCUUCUCGGAGAUCAAGAAUGUAGUCGGCUUCCUCCUGCCUCCCCAGCCUACUUCAGGGAAAACAGGCUUGAAAGGCAAAGGCCCGAGACAUCAUGCUGAUUUGCAGUUCUGUCUUUCUUGCCUGGAUCACCGUGGCCAGUCAUGUUGCGGGACAAGUGCAUGGGCAAGGGUCAAGCCGGUUAAAGCUGACAGUCCUGUCUGAAGAUAGGUUACAGAUGAAAUGGAAAGAGACUGAAGGGAACAUCAUUGGGUACAAGGUUCGAGUGAAGCCCAUGGCAGGUGACUCCGAGCAGGAAGUCAUGCUGAAAACCAAAACGCCGAAAGCCACGGUUGGGGGGUUGAGCCCCACAAAAGAAUAUACUCUGCACAUCUAUGUGCUCAACAGCUCACAGGAAGCCCUGUUUGCCAAGAGGAAAUUUGUGAUUGAAGAGCUGAAAAACCUCUCUCAGGCUCGAAAUAACCGGAGGAACACAGCAACUGGCCCAGAAAAGAGCCUCGCCUCACUUGGAAACACAGCAACUGAGUCGGAGCCAGAGACAUCUUCCCCGGCCCAGAGUGAAUCCUUCACGCAGACAGCAAAGGACAGGCCAGAAAAGAAGAGACAGAAGUCCACUGUAUCUAAGAGCUCAAGUGAGAAACCCCAGAGCAAGCCAAGCACUGGGUUAGGCAUGACAGAAGCAACCCCGACGACCAUGAAAACACCGCAGCACGGCCAGACAAAAUCUGAGCGAGAAGAUCUCAGCAAAGAAAAACCCACAAAGGAAACGUUAAGAAGAGGCCCUCACUUCCAGUGCGACUCCUCUGCCAUGACUGACGUUGUCCUGCUUGUGGAUGGAUCUUGGAGCAUCGGGCGCAACAACUUCAGGCUCAUCAGAGAGUUUCUGAGCACCUUGAUUUCCCCUUUCAAUGUUGCCCGGGACAAGAUACAAAUAGGCUUGUCGCAGUACAGCGGUGACCCGCGGACAGAGUGGAACCUGAACACGUUUGCUACCAAAGACGAGGUGUUGGAGGCAGUGAGGAGCCUGCGGUAUAAAGGAGGCAACACGUUCACAGGUCUCGCUUUGACUCACGUCCUCGAGCAGAAUCUGAAGCCAGAAGCUGGCGCUAGGUUGGAGGCAGUUAAGCUGGUGAUCCUCCUGACUGACGGAAAGUCCCAGGAUGAUGCCAACCAGCCUGCCCAGACCUUGAAAAACUUGGGCGUAGAAAUAUUUGCUAUUGGGGUGAAAAAUGCAGAUGAGGCAGAGUUGAGGCAGGUGGCCUCGGAGCCCUUAGAGCUCACGGUGUACAACGUGCUGGAUUUCCCUCUGCUCAGCUCGCUGGUCAGCAGGCUCACCCAGGUCCUGUGCAGCAGGAUCAAAGAGAGGAGCAAGAGUGAAAACACAGUACCGUUGCCUCCCCCUGUUUCCUUGAGAGCAUCCGAGGUGAACCACAACAGUAUAAAACUAAGCUGGCAGCCGGCAGAUGGAGCUACUCAAUACCUGGUGCUCUGUUCAGCAGGACUCAAAGGAGCAGAGGACGAUACAAAAGAGGUGAAGGUGGACCGGCCUGAGGUCCUGCUGGAUGGACUGGCGCCCAGCACCGAGUACUCCAUCGUGGUGUAUGCGAUGUACGGGGAAGAUGCAAGCGAUCCUGCCAGCAUCCAGGAAACCACCUGGGCCUUAAGCCCCCCCAGGCACCUCAGUUUCUCAGAGAUCAGCCACGGGUCUGUCCGGGUCAGCUGGGAAGCUGCAUCGCCUGAUGUGAAAGCACACCGUGUCACCUAUGUCUCCAGCCAAGGGAGCAACACUGGGGAGGUCCGAGUUGCUAGCGGAGCAUCCUCCGCCACUCUGAAACCUCUGUCCUCUCUCACCCGGUAUUUCAUCAGCGUCAGGUCUGUUUAUGAUGAAGGUGACUCUUUCCCGCUCACCGGCAAUGUUACCACGACAAAAGUUCCUCCACCGAGCGCUGUGAAGGUUACUGAGCUCUCCGGAAACUAUGUCCGCCUGCAAUGGGAAGCGGCCGCGGCCUCCGAUGUGGUUGUCUAUCAGAUUAAGUGGAACGUGGUUGGCGAGGAGAAAUCUCAGGAGCUCUCUGUUGCUGGCAAUGUGGCCAAUGCUGUUUUGCCAGGGCUGAAGAAGAACACAGAAUACCAGAUAUCGAUGUGGGCAUAUUACAAGGAUGGUGCACGGAGCGACACGGUCUCUAUUCAGCACAGGACCAGUUCCAGGAAUCCACCCACCAACCUGUUCAUCGAUUCGGAGACCACCAGCAGCCUGCAGAUCCAUUGGACACCCCCAGACGGCCGCAUCCAGCACUACAGAGUGACCUAUGCCCCUAAAUCUGACGAGAGCGCUCGGGAAACAAUAAUAGCUUCUGGGAAAAGUAGCGGUGUGACCCUUCAGUCUCUGCUCCCCAGCAUGGCAUACAAGGUGAUGGUUUCUGCCAUCCACAACACAGGAGAGAGCGACACCGUGUCCACUACUGGCCAAACUGCUUCUGCAUUGACUAAAUUCCCUUCAACACGAGGAUUUCUUCCCUUCAAAAUGGAGGCUUGCCCCACUCUCAACUCUGUCAAAGGAUCUCUACAAGGAUUUGAUAUAAUGGAGGCUUUUGGACUGGUGGAGAAGGAAUAUGCCUCCAUUAAAGGAGUGGCUAUGGAACCGUAUGUGUUCAGUGGCUCCCGGACUUACACUUUGUUCAGAGAUACUCAGCUGACCCGGAGAACCAGUGAAACGCACCUUCCUGGGAUCCCACCUGAGCACACCAUCAGCUUCGUCCUCCGGCUCCUGCCAGAGACUCCUAAAGAGCCCUUUGCUGUGUGGCAGAUAACAGAUGAAGACUUCCAGCCUCUCCUUGGUGUUAUACUUGACUCCAGUAAGAAAUCCUUGACCUAUUUCAAUCAUGACUACAAGACUGAUUUACAGGAAGUCAUCUUUGACCAACAGGAAGUGAAGAAGAUAUUCUAUGGGAGCUUUCAUAAGGUGCACGUAGCCGUGAGCCAUUUCAAGAUCAAACUCUACCUGGACUGCAGGAAAAUAGCGGAGAGACCAGUCAAUGCGGUGGGCAGCAUCUCCACUGCGGGCUUUGUCAUGCUGGGGAAACUCACAAGGACCAGAGGACCGAGGAGCGGGUCGGCCACCUUCCAGCUGCAGUCUUUGCAGAUUGUGUGCAAUGCUUUGUGGGCAGAGGAUGACCCAUGUUGUGAGCUCCCUGCACUGAGAGAUGAAGAGACGUGUCCUGCCUUGGCUCCUGCCUGUACCUGCAUGUCCAGUGUCCCAGGCCUGCCAGGUCCCCCCGGGCCUCCUGGCAGUCCGGGGCGGAGAGGACCUCAAGGGGAGCAGGGGCAACCAGGCCCCAAGGGUGAGCCAGGCCCUCCCGGACAGGUCGGCCCCCAGGGUCCUGGAGGACAGCAAGGCUCUCCAGGAUCUCAAGGAAUCACCGUGCAAGGUCCAGUGGGACCACCAGGGAUCAAAGGGGAGAAAGGAGACACAGGAAUCCCAGGCAUGCAGGGUAUUCCUGGUGUCCAGGGAGCUCCAGGCAGAGAUGGCCUUCAGGGAGCAAAGGGGGUGAGAGGACUGGAGGGCACAGCCGGGCCUCCGGGACCACCCGGACCAAGGGGUUUCCAAGGCAUGGCAGGCUCUCGUGGCGGCGGUGGAGAGAAAGGACCUCCAGGGGACGUUGGACCAACUGGGCUGCCUGGUCCCAAAGGAGAAAGGGGCGAGAAGGGUGAACCACAGUCUCUGGCCACAAUUUACCAGCUAGUUAGCCAGGCUUGUGAGCGGAUGAUUCAGACUCACGUGUUGAAGUUCGACUCAUUCAUCCAUGAACAUACCAGGAAGCCAGUCCCCAUGUGGGAUGAGAGGUUGACGCCAGGAGAGCCUGGACUGCCAGGUCUUUCAGGUCCCCCUGGAAGCAGAGGAGAAGGAGGAGAAGAUGGCUUCCCAGGACUGCCAGGCAAAGAUGGGUAUCCAGGAGAAAGAGGAGGACCAGGACCAAGGGGUGCAAAGGGGAUGCCUGGAGCAAAUCGGGAAGGAGUCCAAGGACCCAGGGGACGAGCAGGACCACCAGGAGAAGCCGUUGUAGGGAAACCAGGUCCGAACGGGGCCCCUGGAAGUGCUGGCCCACGUGGCUUUUCUGGUGACAGAGGCCAGCCAGGGAAGACUGGCUAUCCAGGGGGCUGCAAUCUCUCUGGAUGCUAUGGGGCAAGUACCAGAGAUUUCAUCCCAUGAUGGUUGGUUGAUGGGCUGCUUGCACAGUUCUUUCCUUUGGAGACCUUGGCCUGAAUCUUCUAUAUAUAAACUGCAAUUUGAACACCAAAUGUGUAUUCCCCCCUCCCCACUUGCAUUGAAUUUUUGUAUGGGUGCAGAGUUUCAAAACUAGAGUCCCCAAACCAGACUGUAAAUCGAUCGUCCUCUCUUUCAUGCCCGUUUCCUUUAUUAUCUACAAACAUUUGAAUUGGGCAACUGCUGCGACUGAACUGAUGUCCUACAACAGGAUUAAGAAGCACAGUCAAGAGGUUCAAGCUGUUAGAUUUGCCAGAGGGGUUGAGCCAACAGAAGCAUUAAUGGUAUUGAAACGUUCAGAAACAGCCAGGAUGAAUCUCUCAUAUUUGUCCACUUGUGAUUGAUUUAUCAGUCAUGGCUGUUGCUGAGAGCAGUGCUAUAAAGUGCUAAAAAUGCAAUUUCUUACAGUGGGAGCAAUUCCAUGUUACCUAGUUGGGUACAAUGGCACAGAGCUUAACACCAUUUCUACUGUCUUUGGAGCAAUACUGGGGUCACCCUCCCAGUUUCACUGUAUAUCCAAUUACUGAACAAUGGGAUCGCCUCUUCCCAGGAACGCUGAAAGCCCCAUGACUUGAGAUGUAUUCAACUAGACUAGACUAGAAAAAGCACUAGAAAAUAUAGAGUGCAAUGGACUGUGUUUGAGCAGGCAUCCCGGGCCUUCUCCACUCCUGCCUACAUUGCCAUAUUAACACUUAUACACCAUCAUAUAAAACACCUUGUAAUGCUAGGCCUUGCUUUUACCAAUGUGAUACAGAGGGAACUGUUACUAGAUGACAUUGCAUGGCCAACAAUCCAUCAACAUGUAAUAACACCAAAUUGUGUUGAUACUAGUAAUAUGAAGACUUAAUUGCAAUUUGUUUGCUAUUGCUUUAUCCUGUGCCAGCUUCUUCUGCCCCCACAGUGUUAACUGCUGUCAGGCUAUUGCUUCUGAAACUGGACUGACACAAAGAGGAGGACAUCCCAUGAACAAAGCGGCACCAGCCUUUGUACAAGUAGCAAGAGGCAAGAAGGAUCAGUGCAGAUUUUCAACAAAACUUAGACUCACAAAGCAGAGGGUGUACAUUACCGUGCAUUUACAUGUGCAUGUUCUUCUGACUAUCCACGAGUUGUUUAGCUGUGCAUACACGUGGCUAAUCGUGGUAGAGUUUGUACGUGCGACUGUGCUAUUUGCACCUGCACUGUUGGCAAGCGUGCAUGGCUAACUCCUGAAAUCUUAACCCAGGCCGAUCCAAGAGUUUGGAUUCUGGUUGCUGGGCACCCCACAAUACCCAAGAGAGAAGUUUUUAAAAAUUAAAUGGCUUAGACCUCUAGCUAAAUAUUAUUCGGUAGCCUUAUUGAAGUCUGCUGCUGUUUCCUGUAGGCAUCUGUCUGUCUCACGAGACAGUAGAAUUACACUGAGCGAGACAUCGGCUCGCUGAAAGUAAUCCUCACUUGAAAGAUGAAGCACAGCUUUAAUCAUCCCAGAUUUGUAUAGACAGUCAUAAGCCAGGUACAGGACAAUUCACAAAACACAAAAACACGAUCAGUACAUCCUAUAAAUAUUUAGAAUAAUUUUAAUUGGACUCCAUUAACUUCAACACUACUAAUUCUCUAGGGCUCUCUAGAACCCACUCCCUAGGGUGACUAUUUGAAGUACGAUCUGCCUUCUGUACUGUAAAUAUAGAAAAGCGGAGAGAAAUAAUACUUCUGUAGAGGUCGCCUUUCCUGGUUCCUUAAAAGCUUGCCAAUUCUGCUUUAAGUGGCACUUCUGCAAAUGGUAAUCUUUACAAUUUAGACCAAGUGUCAUCAGGGCAAGAUCCCCAGGCAGAAGAAAAAGGAGAGAGAAGAGGAACAGAAAUACAAAUCAUGGAGGCGAUGCUUAAAACAAGAUGCACUUAAUGGGCUAGACAUACUUGCAUACGUUACAUCUGAGAAUGCUUUGAUUUGUAAAGGUCAAGGAGCUUUUGUUCUUUCUGUUUCUGCUUUUCAAGGAAAGGGGAAGAGUCUCAAAAUAAGUCUCCAGGCCCUACGUGAACUUGUGUGCUGAACACUUCUUUGUUUCUCUGUUGUUUAUUAAACUUCUUGAGAAACAAAACACUUCAGAGGAGGGCUGCACUCUGGGAAAGGAAAAGGGUUGGAAAAGGGCUUUCUGUGCACUUUUAGAAACAAAUCGAAAUUGUGCCCAUAAAAACCUUGUGGGCUGUGGAAAGCAAGUCACUUCAUGAGCAGAGCACGCCGCUGGGCGGGUAAGGGCAUGGGUUUCUGUGGAAGACACAAACCAGAUUCCCUCUUCAUACUUGCAGUUUUGCAAGAGCAAAUUAUUUGAUGCAUUUAUGUUUAAAGCCAUCUCUCGAGGGCAUCAUUAAUAUCACUUAUGGACCUGGCUAGUGGCUGCCUGAUUUGGGAUCUAAUGAGUGGCUAGACUCAAGUAGCAUUAGUUUUGUCUGGUCAUUGGAGACACACCAGGGAUCAUGUUUUAAACAUCUGGUCCCACGUGGAAUAUUGCAGGGGGAUCCAAACAGGGAACGGAUGCAUUUGAGCUCCAACAUACAGCUCUUGGGGAAUAUUAUCUGUACAGCCGCUCAUGUGUUACAGGUGAGACGUGAACAGCUUUGGUAAAAAGGUAACUUUGGGGAAUUAUAGUUACCUUGAACAAAUCAAGAUGACAGGACUCAGUGCAGCAAACAGUGGAAAGUCAUCCUACAUAAAGACACAGUGACAAUUCCCAAGCACCAGGAGGGAAGAUGCAUUCAUUCCCGGAGGAAGGAAGGAAGGAAGUCCCCCAGCUCUGGGCUGGCUGGUUUCCUGAUGGGCAUGACAUGUUCAGAAUGAGAAUUGGGGAAAGUGGCAGAUUGAAAACCUGCAAGUGAUAAGACUGGAGAAGAACUGGGUACUAUUCAAACAACUGCAGCUGGGAGUAGGAGCGUCCAACUCCAAACAGAUGACUCAUGCACAGAUGGGAUUACCGUGCCAGGGAUGCCCUGUCCACCAGAAAUUCAGCCAUUCAUUAGAAGUGGCAGCUGAAUACAAAUACUAACAGGUCCUUCCACGUGCAUUUGGGUGUGAGAAGGGGAUAAACUAACAGCUCUCUCUCUAAAACGAUGUAGUUGUAUUCAUGGAAACCACCAAUCAAACAAAAAAAAAAAUCAUCCAUCUCCUGCAGUUAGCAAGCAUACGCUGGUUGUAUCACACUUUGAAGGAAAUGCUUGUCUACAUCCUGUGUUUGUAGUACAAGACCAGACUCAUUCAAGAAGUGAAAGGGAGUUUAUUUUUAUUUUCGUGUUAAUGGGCAGAACUUCCGUUUGUUAAGAGCCAUCUGCAAUACACUUGCCAGAGAAAAGGACUUCAGACUACCAGUCAAUGAAAUCAGUGGUGAGCCAGUUACUGCACGCUGUGAAUGUCACAAUCGGGUCCUAAAUUAUACACAUGAUUAAGUGACAAAUUACUGCAUUUCUGUAGCUAUAGAAAUACAGCAUUUCACAAUGACUACAUUGCAUUAUUACACACCAACUCUAUAUACGGGAAAAUGCUGCUUCAUGUCAUAGACCAUUUUUUUCCUUUUCCAGAGGCAAUUCAUACAGGUACCCAGCUAGUAACUGUAGGACAGGGCACAGCAUUAAGUGAUGGGCGAGAGACAAGUUUUCCAAGGAGAUUAGAAAAAUCAGUGAUACGGCUAAUGCUGUUUCAGGUUUGGGGGGGCGGUGGGGACUAAGGAGAAGGCUUUCAACCCAGCACUGUCAAUAUAAUGUGGAGGGAAUAUAAGCAGAG
Molecule: messenger RNA, 8127 nt
Organism: Gavialis gangeticus (Gharial)
Lineage: Eukaryota; Metazoa; Chordata; Crocodylia; Gavialidae
Gene: COL20A1
Product: collagen type XX alpha 1 chain
Exons: 38
Coding region: 211-4326 (1371 amino acids)
Molecular function (GO): protein binding
Source: RefSeq, a predicted model, not a curated record